Molecule: messenger RNA, 456 nt
Organism: Symbiodinium sp. CCMP2456
Lineage: Eukaryota; Dinophyceae; Suessiales; Symbiodiniaceae
Source: the annotation of a GenBank genome assembly
AUGGAUGAGCUGCACAGCCUGAAGGUAGAUGGCCUUUAUCCCGACACUCGCAAAGAUGAAGUGUGGGACUUCUUCAGGAAGUGUGGGAGGAUUGGCGAUGUUUACCUUCCACGAGACCAUUCCUCCCAGAAGAACAGAGGCUUUGCUUUCGUCCGUUUCUACGAUCGCCGCGAUGCCGAGAUGUGUGUGCAGGACAUGGACGGGCAGAUGUUUCAGGGUUCCAAGCUUCGGGUGAACUUCGCGCAGGUGGCUCGAGGGACGGAGCCGCCUCCGAAGCGGCAACCGGCCCGGUCUGCCCGCUCUAGGACGAACUCGAGAAGGCGGAGUCGCAGCCGCAGUCGGAGAAGGGGGCGCAGCCGCAGCGAGAGCCGAGGCAGAAGCAAAAGGAAAGACCGAAGUCCAAGCAUGAGCUCCAGCAGGAGCCCGAGCCGCAAAGCCAAGCGAGGGAGGCGCUGA